AUGUCCUUCAUUUGCAGACCAGUCAUAGAUUCCCACAAGUCUUUUCCACGGUGGGUAAUCAUCCUUGGUGUGCUUGGCGUGCUGGCAGUCCUUGGGAUAACUAUUGGACUCUUAGUUCACUUUCUGGCAGUAGAAAACAAGAUCUACUACUAUCGAGGUAGCUUUAAAGUGCUGAAUAUUCCAUAUGACAGAAAUUAUGAGAGGGAGAUAUCACCAGAAAGUAACUACCUCAGUAAAAUCCUCGAGACUAAAAUGGUGGACGCCUUUCAAAAUUCUAACAUUUACAGACAAUAUAUCAACUCUCAGAUAAUCACAUUGAUUCCUGACAGCAACAGCGUGACAGCAAACAUAUGGCUGGUGUUCAAGGAUCCCAGGUCCAACAAGGAAAACACAAGAAGGAGAAUCGAAAGCAUAUUACGUCAGAUGCUGGAGAACCACUCAGGAUCCUUGACUACAGAUCCAGGGUCUCUGAAGCUCAUGGAAAUCAAUAAGGUUGAUGCUGAAAAGAUUAUCAACAACCGCUGCGGGAGACGACCAAGAAUGUCAGCAACCUACGACAGAAUCAAGGGAGGUUCUACUGCUCAGAAAGGAGAAUGGCCAUGGCAAGCGAGUCUCAGAGUGAAUGGUAGACACUACUGUGGGGCAUCACUAAUUGGUGCAAGAUUCCUGCUGACAGCAGCUCAUUGCCUUCAAAAAACAAAAAAUCCAGAAAACUUAACCAUUAGCUUUGGCACUAAAGUGACUCCACCCUACAUGCAGCAUCAUGUUCAAGAAGUUAUUAUCCAUGAAAACUAUGUUAAGGGGGAGCAUCAUGAUGAUAUUGCAGUUGUCGUGCUCACUGAGAACGUUGUAUUCAAGAACGAUGUACAUCGGGUUUGUCUUCCGGAAGCCACACAGAUUUUCCCACCGGGGGAAGGGGUCGUUGUUACAGGCUGGGGAGCACUUUCACACAAUGGUGAAUCCCCAUUGCUACUUCAGAAAGCAUCUGUUAAAAUUAUUGACACAAACACUUGCAAUGCCGAAGAAGCUUACAAUGGCAGGAUAGAGGACACAAUGCUCUGCGCUGGUUACAUGGAAGGCAAUAUCGACGCUUGCCAGGGUGACUCUGGAGGACCACUAGUUCACCCCAAUUCUCGAGAUAUUUGGUACCUUGUUGGGAUAGUGAGCUGGGGACAUGAAUGUGGCAGAAUCAACAAGCCAGGAGUCUAUAUGAAAGUGACUGCCUACCGUGACUGGAUUGCCUCCAAGACUGGUAUCUAG
This is a messenger RNA of Arvicola amphibius (Eurasian water vole), 1260 nucleotides long. RefSeq names its product transmembrane protease serine 11B-like protein. The record is from RefSeq and is a predicted model, not a curated record. Bases 1 to 1260 code for a protein of 419 amino acids. The transcript has 9 exons. Gene Ontology annotation, biological process: proteolysis. Gene Ontology annotation, molecular function: serine-type endopeptidase activity. Gene Ontology annotation, cellular component: extracellular region; plasma membrane. Lineage: Eukaryota; Metazoa; Chordata; Mammalia; Rodentia; Cricetidae.